AUGCUUAAGGGCUAACAUUAACUUCCUGAUUUUAUGGCUGUCAUAAUUGUUUAUGGAAUUAUUAUUAGUGAAUAUUAUGCUUUCAUGUUUAUCUUUCUACCUGCAUUUUUUAAUAAAGUAUUCGUUUUUUCAUAAAUAUUAGCAUAAUGUUGUUGCUUAUUUCAUUGGAAUAGAAUUCACUAUUAUAUUUAUCUUCUUGAAUUUUGCUUACAUUAUGAUCUAAUAUACUAAACCUGGGUAUCCUCCAAAAGAUUUAGUAUAUACAAUUUCAUAAAAAUAGGCUAAACAUUAUCAUGAAAGAACUUUAGAAGACAUCAAAUAAAGAACAAAAAAAAUGACUGAAAAGAUUAAUAAAUAUAGAUAGAGAAAAAUGCAAAACCAUUUUUAAUUAUAAGAUUAGAAUGAUGAUGAAAUUGUAAUAAAAUUAUUUUAUAAUAUGGUUCUAGCGAUAUUAUUUAAGCAUUAUAAUUAGUUUCAUACUGUUUCAAAUGUGAUAAUAUAAAAUUACCAAGAACUCAUCAUUGUAAAGAAUGCAAUAAAUGUAUUUUAAGAAUGGUAAAUCAUUAUAAUCAUAAUUAUUUCAAUUAGGAUCAUCAUUGUCCUUGGGUCAAUAAUUGUGUAGGUUUAAAAAAUCACAGAUAUUUUUGUUAAUUUAAUUUCUAUGCUAUUCUCUGCAUGAUUUAAUGUACUUUAUUUAUAUCCUAUGAUUUAUUUGGAAAUGAGAAAUUUGUAUUAUAAGUAAAUUUUACAUUAUUAUUAUAGGAACUCUCAAAAAAUCAAUAAUUUAUAUUAACCAUUUGUGAUAUUACUUGUUUUGCUUUGGUUGUUGCGAUGGGAUUUCUUUUAGGAUUUCAUCUUUAUCAUAUUGCAUAUAAUAUUACAACUGUCGAAUACCAUAUUAAUGAAAUUAAAGCUAAUGUAUAUAACAAUUGUAUAUUACUUUAAGAACCCUUUCUAAAAACCAAGAAUUAUUGAUAAUUUUAAAGAAGUCUUAGGUCCUAAUCUCAAAUAUUGGUUCCUUCCUAUUAGAAAUGUAGAAAAGAAUUCCUUUCCAAGAACGGACCUUUUUGAAGUUUGA
Paramecium sonneborni is the source of this 1078-nucleotide messenger RNA. Lineage: Eukaryota; Ciliophora; Oligohymenophorea; Peniculida; Parameciidae. The record is from the annotation of a GenBank genome assembly.